GCUGGAAUCUCUGAUAACCCUUUGCUUAAAAAUGCCUAAUGCGAGUAUUUUAUCAACACGCGCAACGGCGUAAGCAUUUGUAUUUGCAAGCAUUCGAGAUGUCUACGUCGCUGGAUGUGCCGCGCCGGCCAUUGCGCGGUCGUGUUUUGGCCGACCGAAAAGAUGGCGGACUCUUGUUUUCAAGAUCGCUCGAACACUCGGCACAUCGGAACGCGACUGGCACGGUUUUGAAAAGUAAUCAGGCGCGAAAGUUGACAUGCUGCAUGCGCGACAGUCGCAGCCGCGAUAGAACGUCGUUGUGACAAUUCGUGUAUUCGAUCCCCGCGUCGCCGUUGUAGCGCUCGCUCGCUCAUCUCGGCGUCCUCGUCGAAACGAGUCAUUCCAAACGAAGAGCGCAGCUCGCACACGAGGAUUAUUCGAGAAUUCAGAGUGCUGUCAGAUCAUCUUCACGUCCCUCUGCGAUGUGUUGCGGGAUCGGGACAAGAAUGCCAUCGAGUCAGUGAAGUGAUCGCGCGCCAUCGCGGGUUUCUCUAAACUCCCUCCCUUCCCUUCCCCCCUCGUUCCCCCUCCUAACUGUGUGUUUACCGCUCGCCUGCUACGGAGCGCGAUUUUGGUUAGGUUACUCGAGUAAAUCUUUCUAUACUUGUUUUUAUGAUACCGGAACAUCGUCGCGCGUGUUUGUCGCGGUGGUUCACGUUACAAUGUGACGAACUGUCGUUUCUAUGAACUAAUGAUCAUUGAGUAACAGUCUCACGAUGGCAAAUAGCGAUUUUGAUGUGGAGCUCUUCGAGCGGAGACUCCAUACAUUGAAAGACUCUCAGGAGUCUAUACAAGGGCUCUCUGCGUGGUGUCUGGAGAGAAGACAGCAUCACAAAAAGAUUGUUGCCACUUGGUUGCAAGUUUUAAAAAAAGUAAAAGUCGAACAUCGGCUCACAUUGUUCUAUCUGGCGAAUGAUGUUAUUCAAUAUUCAAAACGGAAGAAUUUUGAAUUUGUGGAGUCAUGGGGCACUACUUUGCAACGAGCAACAACUAUGGUUCGUGAUGAGAAAGUAAAACAUCGUAUAUUGAGAAUCUUCAAGAUCUGGGAUCAGAGGCAAGUCUAUGAUGAAGAAUUCCUCGCCGAUCUGUCCGGUUUAAUUUCGGCGGCACCAAAAAAGAAAUUGGAACCCCAGCCGACUGCACAAUCCGAGGAGUUUCAGGCAGCUUUGCUCAUCUCUACGAUGAGAUCUUGUGCGACUCUGGAACAAGCAACUGAUGCUAGACUCCGUGACUUAAGGGAAAGUAACAUAGACAUAGAAUCUGCGGAAGAGUUACGUGCAUCAUUAAAGGAUAGAAGGCGUAUGGAAGAUGCGGAAAAGGAAAUAGAUUUGGUUGCAAGAAAUGUUGAAAAUUAUGUUCGAUCAUUAGAAGCAGAGAUCAGAGAAAGGACACAAGUGAUUGAGUUAUUGGAGCAAGCAGAUCAGUUUUAUGAAACACAACGUGGGGAGGUUAAAAUAGUGACAAAUGCAUACCGGAAUUUUGGUAGUCGUGUGAAAAAUUUGAAGAAAAAAUUGGACGAACUGCUACCGACAUUUGUCUCGCCGAUACCAUCACCGGAUGUGAACGCACCUUCGCCGAGUCCCGACAGCGAUAUAGAACUUCCAGGAGAUGAGACUCAGGCGACAAAUAAUCAAUUGGGAGUAAUUGAUGUAGCACCACCAUCCAUCUAUGGCUCAUAUUCUCACGAAUAUGAUCCUAUACCUGUACCUGCACCUGAUUCGGUACAAGGCAACGAAUCGACGGAUUUUACCAAUAAUUUUCCUUCUUUUAUGGGAGGAAACAUGGAUUUUGGUAAUAUGAGAAAUUUGUUUAAUGAAAGAUCCACAACACCUCCUGGAAUGUCUCAACAGUAUAAUGAAUCUUUGGAGGCAAAACCAAUAGAAGUGAUUAGUAUGAGACCAUCGAAGAAUGAAAACAGCAACGCUGACUUCAAUAUAUCUAGUUUUUUAAAAACAGUUCUUCCUUCUUCCGACGGAACGCCGGAUCCAGGCCUAAUACCAGGUCUGGGGCUGGACGUUUCUGAGAAUCGAAUAGAAUCGCCACAACGCACCAACUAUAGAAACUCGCCUACAUUAGGACAACUUCCCGUAACGCCUGUGAUUUCAAGAAUGAUGGGUAGUCAGGGUGUGCCACCUCUUGGUGGUGCUGGUUUAAAUAAUUGCCAGAUUAGUCACAGUACUCCAUUGUCGAUUCGCAAUCUGCCUGCUGAAUCCCAUACACCUUCUCCAUAUUCCAGUCAAAACAGUCAAAGUAAUAUGACUGGUCCUUUUGAUGGUUCCGCUAACUCUAAUGCAGUUAAUCCUUUACCACCUCCUCCCUUACCACCACCCAUUUUUCUCGAUGACGAAAAUUGUUACAAUAAAUUGCCACCGAAGUUUCCCACGUGGACGCCACCGAAUGAAAACGUCAAGGAAUCAGCCAAAUGGGAGGAAAAAGCGAAUUUCGCUAUAUGUUCAGGAAAGAACAGCAUGAAUCCCACGUGGCCCGGUGAAUGCGACGAUAAAAACAAGAGUUCAUGGAUGGACCGCGAUGGAGAGAGAUGGGACUCCAAUAAUGAUCCUACAUGGCCGGGCAGAACGAAGAAUGACAUAUUAUCAGAGACUCCCGAAUCACCGCCCAUGUAUGAGAAAGCUGGCUUCGCCGAGCCGGUGGAAUAUAAUGAGCCACAACCACAAGAAUCUCUUAAUACCACAGGAGACGUAGAUCACAGAGUGAUUCCAAUUCCAAUGGCUGUCGAAAAUCAGCUACCGUAUCGGUUGAUGAAAGCAGCAGAUGUAGAUCAUCGCAAUUUGAUUAGUUUGACAGGUAGUCCAGCUAAUCACAAUCUCGGCGAUUCAUCAUUGCCUUCUUUGCCCAAUAACAAUAAUCUAUGGUCCACAAGUGAUCAAGAUUAUCGGCGACGCAUGCAACCCGGUGAUAUCGUCGAGAGCGUCGAUAUGGAGAUGUCGGAUGACGAAACUGAUAGUAAGCCAAAAAACAGAGUCCUCGUUGACUUGAGAUCACAAGAUCACGACAUGCGUGUCGGCAUGCCACCAUCGACUACAUCCCAUCUCGACAUGGAUAUGCGUAUAAUUUCUCUUCCUACCGGACAAAUGCCAGGCUCUCGUGGUGGUCAGGAUAUGCACUUGAUACAUUCAGGACCGCCACCACCGCCGUCACUGUCACAACAAUUUCAACACCAAGGUCAAGGUGGUUUUCGGCAAGAGCAACCGGAAUUCUCUCAUCGUAAUCAGUCGGGAGAUUUUCAUCGAAAUCAGCCGAAUUUUCAUCAGAACAGAUUACCGCCGCCGAACUUUCUGCCAAAUCAACAGGACUUUCAUCCGAAUCAGCAAGAGUUUCAUCAACUUCAUCAGUCACAGCAAGAUUUUCAUCAGUCACAAGAUUUUGAAUAUCGUGACAGAGAACACACUAUUCGGUCCAAACAGGAUUUUUUGACCGAAUCAUCAGGACGCGGCAGAUACUCACAAUCGAUGGAUCAUCAACAUCAGCGUGAUAAUUCAUCCUUCCACAGAAAUGAACGGAACAAUCGCGGCAACGGCGGACGUGGAUUUCCGAGGAAUCGCCGCGAUCGAUACUCGGAUGAUCACAACAUGAAACAACGCAAUAAUUUGACGAGUAAUCGUAAAUCAAGAUCGCAGGAUCAGCAGCAUCAUCAAUCAUCGCCGGACACUUUGACUAACAAUCGACCAUUAUUACUGCAACCACCCGACACUGUUGUAAUCUUAGAUGAGGAAGGCAUGCCAAUUGGUAUGCCGGAUUUCGAUCAGGAGAGCAACGUUCCAUCCAACAUAGCGGAUGCUCAAACAGAGCCAGAACACGAUUCCGAUAAUUGUCAGAACUCUUCGAUGCCACAAGCACGACGGACAUCACACGAUCCACCGAGUUCUCACGAAUCUGAGCAUAAUCAGCUACAGCAAGGUUACCAAAUAGGCCCCGAUCACGAGCAGCAAGUACCCUCACUAAAGUCGGAUGAUCAGCCAUCAAUGAAUCAAGUGACAGUUAUUCCGAUAACAUCUGACAGCACCAGCGAUGACCCGCAACAACAAAAUCAGUAUGUUCCUAUUUCAGACUACGAGGAACAUGUAGAAUCGGCCGAGCAUUCCGAUCCUACGGAGAAGACAAGUGCGAUUGACAAAUGCGAAUCGAUCGAUCAGAGACAAGAAGUGAAUUUCACGGAAAACGAACAAUUGGACGAAUUGAUGAGCUCGACCACAUCGGGUAACGAAUUGAAAAGACCAUCGACGAACGGUAGUUUUGAUGAACAGAGUCAUGAUGAAGGAAGUUCUAACAAAAAGAGAACUCUAUUACCGAACGGUCCGCAAACGCCAAGCACGAGCGAAUCAUCAGGACCAAAUAGUCCUUCGCCGCACGUUAAUACAUCGUCGACGGAAUUGCAUCCCGCCAUGAUGUACGAGUACGACGGGCCGAACUUUCGGCCACGCCUAGGUGCGCCUUUCCCGCCCUGGCGAGGUGGACCGCCGCCUCCACCUUCUAGAGGGAAUAGAGGUUUUAGAGGUGGAUUACCGCCACGGGGCCCAUGGAUGGACAGAGGGCCGCGCGGACCUGCGGCCGGUAAUUUUUCGCCGAGAGGACUGAAACGCGGAGGUGGACAGUUUCGGGGCGGCGGUGGCUUCAGAGGCCGGGGACGAGGCAGUAAUUGGUAGAUAAGCGCAAAAUUCGAAAGACUCGAUGACGGAUCUCAGUUGUCAUAAUCUGACCGAAAACAUACGAAGUGCGCUUUGCACCCUGUAAAUAUGCGAACUGUUAUGUUUUGACAUUCAGACACACACACACGCACGCGCGCGCGCGCGCGCGCACACACACACACACACACACACACAUAUAUAUAUAUAUAUAUAUACAUACUCGCGCAUUGCGCGCAACAUACUUACCAUACAUAUACACACACAAUUGGCUCCAGAUGGAAAUCUUCUGUAAUGAAGAUUCUUCACAUCCUUCUGUGUGCGAUUGAUUCGCCUAUAUAAAUAUAUAAAUAAAAAACUAUAAAUAUAUAAUAUACAUACACGUAUAUAGAUAUACAUAUUACAUAUUUCGUUAAGAUCUUACAAAUAUUAUCGAAGCGACUUGAGUUCAUGCAUGUAUAUACAUAUAUAUACACAUGUACAUGCUAUUCGUAGAUCAGAUAAUAAUAAAAACACAUGUGAUGAAUCAAGUCGUUCAUAGUCGCUCCGAUAAUUAUUAAUCAAUACCACUAUCACCCUCAUAGAUUUUCAGGAGAGUUUGUGUUAUUGAUAUACAUGCUAGAGGAGGAUUGUAAUGAUAAAUCCGUCAAGUGAGAAGACUUGUGCGAAGAAAUCCAUAUUUUGGCGAACUAGCGAGCAAGAUUGAGCAUUGAAUCGCAAAUAACGAUAGUUAAAUGAUGAUUGAUAGCUUAUUGAUAACAACGAUUGAAACUAAUGUAAUUUUGCUGAGUUCAAAUUUCCAUGCAUAUGGAAACUAUUAAUAACGUGAAAAAAUAAAUUCUAUGUUUAUUAUGUAUAGAGAAUUGAACUCAUCAAAAUUGUAUCAGUUCCAAUUUUUGUGUGUGUUUUUUAUUCAAUCGUUUUAAUUUAUUCUUCACGGAUCUUCUAUUAUUUUCCUUCCUCAUUCAUUUUUGAACAUAAAAAUCACAAUCACCUGUUUCCCCGUCUUCAACCUAUCUGAUUCUGUCUGCUAUUUGAGCUUGAGGUUCAUUAUAAAAAGAAGAAAAAAAGGAAAAAUGCAAAAAAUACAGGCGUAUUAAUGAAUCAUCUAAGUAUUAGUAAAAUGCAGUGUUUACGUUUUGGUCCGUUUCGUACAAUUUUCCUAUUGUUGUUUCUCAAAUAUAUACACAUAAAUGAAUGUUUCGUAGUAAAUCGUUUUCAUAAUGAAACGGCAAUAAAUAAUUAAGUUGCAGAAAAUCAAUCUGAAGCGUCGUGUUUUCAAUUCGUUCUUUAUAAACUACAAAAUCACAUAGAAUCGUUUCGUAUAUAAGAUAUUAAUUCGAGAGAGAAAGAGAGAGAUAGGCUAUCGAUAUAAGGUGCUCUUAUGUAAUUGUUAAUAUUUUUCUGUAGUUGUGAUCAGAAAUAGAAAUGUAAAGCGAAUAUAAAGGCUAUGCAGGAACGA
Cataglyphis hispanica is the source of this 6144-nucleotide messenger RNA. RefSeq lists its product as uncharacterized. The record is from RefSeq and is a predicted model, not a curated record. Gene Ontology annotation, biological process: mRNA 3'-end processing. Gene Ontology annotation, cellular component: RNA polymerase II, holoenzyme. Gene Ontology annotation, molecular function: RNA polymerase II complex binding. Bases 756 to 4703 code for a protein of 1315 amino acids. NCBI's taxonomy places the organism in Eukaryota, Metazoa, Arthropoda, Insecta, Hymenoptera, Formicidae. The transcript is spliced from 9 exons.